Crotalus tigris (Tiger rattlesnake) is the source of this 1359-nucleotide messenger RNA. Its product is annotated as dehydrogenase/reductase SDR family member 13-like. The coding region runs from base 485 to 1153 and encodes 222 amino acids. NCBI's taxonomy places the organism in Eukaryota, Metazoa, Chordata, Lepidosauria, Squamata, Viperidae. The transcript has 3 exons. The record is from RefSeq and is a predicted model, not a curated record.
UCAGACCCUUUGGAGAAUAGCUUGACCCCCUCCUCUUCUUUGGGGCAGCCCCUUAAUUAAGCAAAUCACUGCACUUGUUUUGUGAAUACAGGAUUCCCGCUGAUUUUGCUUGUGGGAAUCCUCUUGGGAUGAUCACAAAUAGUGAUCACAUGACCCAGGGACACUGCCACUAUUGGAAAUUACACUGGUUGCCAAGCACACGAAUUCUGAUCACAUGACCCUGGGGAUGCUGGGAUAGUCGAAAGCAUGAGCAUAGGUCGUAAAUCACUCUUUUCAGCAGUAUUGCAAUUUCAAAUGGUUGCAAGUCGAGGACUGCCUGUAUUGUUUUAUGACACACCACCCGGAGUGAUUGUCAGGAGGUGAGCAGACAUACAUAGAAGGUGAGUAAACCAGGAUCAGCCUUUGAAGCCACACCCGAUCCCGAUUCUUCUCAGGAUUCCUUCUGCUCCUUUUCCAGGAAAGUGGGAACUCGGAGGUGAUCCUGAUGAUCCUGGAUCUGGCCAACCUCAACUCCGUGCAAGCUUUUGCACAGAUCUUCCUAAAAUCGGAGCCCCGUCUGGACAUCCUCAUCAACAAUGCCGGGGUCUGUAAGGACGGUCAAACCACUGAUGGCUUUGACCUGGGUUUCCAGGUCAACCACCUGGCUCACUUCCUGCUGACCCACCUGCUCCUGGACCGGCUAAAGCGCUGCGCCCCGAGCCGGGUUGUAAUCGUAUCCUCAAGUGGGCACUUCUUUGGGAAGAUCGACUUCCGGACCAUCCACAAACCGGUGGAGGGGAUGAAGAAGGGUGGACUAUCAUACUGCAACAGCAAACUAGCCAACAUUCUCCACACGCGAAAGUUGGUCAACCGGCUGGAAGGAACCAACGUCACCUGCUACGCGGUUCAUCCAGGGAUAGUUAGAACCAAAAUUUUUCGCUACUUUCCACGGUGGGUAUUUUGGUUCCUUUGGCUGAUACAGUUGCUCCUCCGAGACUGCGACGCUGGUGCCCAGACCACCAUCUACUGUGCGACCGAGGAGGGCAUCGAGAGGCUGAGCGGGCGGUAUUUCGUGGACUGCCGGCCAAAAGUGCCCUGGCCACAGGCCCGUGAUGACCACAUGGCCAGGAAGCUCUGGGAAUUCAGCGAGAGUCUGCUGGGACUGACCCCUUAAGUCGGGAAGGGACAGAGACGGAGUUUGGGGUAACCAAAGGCGGGCAUUUGAUUAGACCGGGGGAUUGAACUGCAGGGAAUCUCAACACUACCCAGGGUCGGAUUUCUGAGAAUUUAAAAAACUGGAAAGAAUUAUGGAGUUUGUUUUGGUGGGUUGCCCAGGGUUGCCCGUAAGAAUCUUUUAAAUAAAGAAACAAACUCCAUCAA